Molecule: messenger RNA, 6742 nt
Organism: Microcebus murinus (gray mouse lemur)
Lineage: Eukaryota; Metazoa; Chordata; Mammalia; Primates; Cheirogaleidae
Gene: HOXD10
Product: homeobox D10
Biological process (GO): regulation of transcription by RNA polymerase II
Cellular component (GO): nucleus
Molecular function (GO): RNA polymerase II cis-regulatory region sequence-specific DNA binding; DNA-binding transcription factor activity, RNA polymerase II-specific
Source: RefSeq, a predicted model, not a curated record
CCUGAGAUGAUUAAAAGGCUUUUGUUUAAAACAGAUCAGGGCGCCGGCAACUUAGCUGAAUGUGGUCUUAAAAAAACUGAGACUUAUCAGAGACUGAGAGGAAUCUUUCUAGGCUAGAGAGCCCCUGGGCCGCGCCUGGCUUGCCGGGCUACCGGUGGCGACCGUGAGGCGCGGGCAGGAAGGACUAUGAGUUGGGGCGCCAGGGCCAGGCUGGGCUGAUGUGGCCAUGGGAAGCAGCAGGAUCUCCCGGAAACGUUUAUACUUCAAGGCGCUGUGGAAUGGGGGAUGUAUUUGAAGCAAACGGGCUUUGCGUUUGACGGAACCUGGCCGCCCUUCCAAGUUGCCCGCUGGUUUUGAGGUGCGGAGUUUGAUUCUGGCAUCAGCUCUCAGAAGCAGUUUAUUCGUUGCAUGCCCUCCACGCCUCAGCAAAGCCCCUGACAUUGGAGAGCUCCUGUGCCCCGGUCCGCGGUUCAAAAGGGAGGUGACAGGACUCCAGGACAUGGGCUGCUCUGAGGGAGGAUGGCUGCCCCUUCCCCCCUCCUCCCCGAAGUUCAUUGUGAAGAGCCUGCAGACCUCAGAAUUAGCGCCGGCCUCCUGGACUUGCUGUCUCCCGCUCUCCAAACCCUGGUCCAAAGGCCGUAGGGGGUUGCUCGCCUGCUCACCCCUUCGUCCCUUCGUCCCCUCGUCCCCUCGCCCGCCGGGCUGGCCGCCCGCCUCCAGGAGCUGGCAUCUGCUUUUGCGCAGAGGCUGGGGCGCCAUGAGCCCCCGGCGAGGCGCCAGAGAGAGACUCUGGUGAUCCCCGCGGGUAUCCCCGGCUCCGCUUGUCUGGCCACGGGUCCAGCUUAGCUACAGUGAAGUGACCUUUCCCGGGGCUGAACCGGAGCCUCAGUCUACUUAGGGUGAGAACUCCUCUUCCCAAAUGUCGUUGCGUUCCUCCCUAGGCGGCCCCAGCGGCGGCGCAUCUGGCUGUGUCGGGGCCCCUUGGCCUUGGCUGGCAGUCGCUGGCGACCCACGGCUGCUCAGCGGUCUGCAGUUCUUUCCUCCCGGCAGCGCCCAAGAUAUACCAGACAAGGGAUAGGGGAUCGGAAGAGGACCUCUGGGAACUGAUGACAUGCCCCCACCCCAGACACACUGUUCAGAGCGUUUGGAGCUUGGGGAGGGUGGCCUGGGAUCCUGUGGCGCGGCGCCGCCGGCGCCGAAGUCUCAGACUCUGAAGUGGAGGGAAAAUGCUCGAAGUAGCAGUCUUUUGUGUCUGUACAGACAGAGGCUCUCUGGCCGCCGGCCCUUUUGCACGUCUCCGUAGACCCCUUAUCAUGUUUCUGGUAGCCUCCACAUUUCCCUCCUCGAUUUCUUUUCGCCUUGGCCGGGUGGUGCACAGUGUAACCCGGAGGAGUGCCCUAGGGAGGCAGCUUUUAAUUUGUUCCCGUUUAUUCUGCCCCAAAUAGUGACACAGCCCUGAGGUGUCUUAGGGUCCUAAUCCAGGGUGACCCUAGAAGCCCUCAGGCCCAAGACCUCAGCUUAUCUUCCCAGAAACAAGAGUGCAGAUGCAAGCCACUUUUUUUUAUAUUACAAAUGCUAUUUUCUUGCUAAAGCGACCCUUUUGAUUUUUCUCUGAAAAGAACUGUGCCAGGGAGAAGGGUGUCUUGGUACAAACAUGGGUAUUCAUCUCCUUUAUGGUGCAAUAUUGAUUUAUUAUUAAUGGUAACUGCUCCAACUGAUCUAAAGAUGAUCGAAAACAGCAGCUACAUUAAAUACUCAUAAGCGAAGUAAAGGCUGGCCUUUAGAGCCACCACCUUUUCAUUCUAUUUGUUUCAUCUCAGCCUUAGGGUCUUAGGCACCCUUUCCAUCCUCUGGGGCUCAGAUCAUUGUUUUGCAUUAUUUCUAUCUUGCUCAAUUUUUUAUGAUAAUAUCUCUCAAAUUAUUGGCAGUCUCUGGCCUCAAAAGGCAGAUUUGAAGGCAAAAAUUUGAAAGAGAAAAAAAUAUAAUUUGUGAGAACAGAUUUGAAAUUAUAUCUGAUAUGCACACUUUUUUUUCUGUGAAUGAAUAAUUCCUAUUUAAAACCUAGUCCAACAGGGGGGUGACUUUGAGCUCAAAGCCACUGAGAGCUGAAAUGAAAAGGCCUCCAAAUUCAGAAGGCACAUCCUGCAUGUCCUGGCUCACUGCAGACAUACCUGCGGCAAGGAAUUGCUUGUCUUUAGGCUGCAUGUUUUCUUCAUGUAUAAAUAAAGAUUAUAAAAGGGCAUUUGAUGGGCAUAAAAUUCUUGAUUAGAUUGAACAGUGUUGCCUCACUUGGGAUAGCGAAAAUUGGGCAAAUGAGCUCCGGGCAGUUUUCCUGGCUGCAAGGCAAAGGGAAGACACUGCUGGAGCACCAAGCUGACUUUAGGACGCCUGCCGCAAGCGAGCGCAGCGGGCACUUUGUACGACCCUGGGAAUGCCCAGCCGUGGCUUAGUACAAUAUGUCCACAAUGUGAGAAAGCAAAUUUCAGAGCACUGAUCAGUGGCUGUUAGCCUUAAAGAAGACCUUAGAAGCCUAGAGUUAAAAGCUAGGUUUUUUUUUUUUCCCUGCCUUCCUCAACCCCCACCCACAAGCUUAAAAACUGCCACCUCUGUGGAAAGGUAAUGUUUAAACCUUGGGCUACGCUGGGAUGCGGCAGCCAAAGCAGUUAGAGGCGCCAGGCUUUUAACCUGACAAUGAUGUUGUAUUUGAACAGCUGCGUAAAGGUUUAAAAGGUCUGUCUCAUUGCCACCGUGGAGUUUUUUAAAAGGGGUUAUUGUUUGGGCGAGGGCACUGAGAGAGGACAAGCGAAGGGGUCCCAAGGCUGAAAAUAGUGUUCAAUGACUGUUUCCACCAGGCCAGGGGAGAUUUCUUUUGGGGAAGGGGGACAAAGGGUUUGUUUCAAAAUGUUUCUGUGAAGGAGCAGGCAGGCUACUAGGACCCCCAGAAUGCUGAGGCAAUUUAAUGAGCAUCAGGCUCCCAAAGAAAAAUGUUCUGCUGAGGCGGAAACCCGAUUUGCCCACAAGUUCAGUCUCUGGGCCUGAAAUCCAAGGCCAGUCCAUGCCCACGCGAUUGUGGGGAAAAGAGAACAACAGAUACCUUCCCCAGACUGAAAACUGGUUCACGGUCAGGGUUUCUGGGGCUGUUUUACUUUUUUGGCUGGCAGGAAGGGGACCCAGAUGGCCGAAGGAUGGCUCCUGAGCCCUGGCCAGCCCCUCGCCCAGGGCAGGUCUUUGGAAAUCAAGGUUAAAGCUCCCUGCUGCUGUCCUGAGGACUGGGCUUCCGCAGGGCGGCUCACCCGCCUGCAACCAGAGAAGGAGGGAGGAAGUUGUUGAAGUUUCUCGUAAAACUCUGAGUUUCCAUGGUGGUGGCGGUGGUUCUUUAAUGAGCUGGACCACAACCCCAGACCAUAUCCUCUUUAUAGAACGGUCCACUCACCAAAGGAAACAGAGGACUAAGAUUCUCCCACCUCCUUCCUCUCCCUUACCCAAACAAAACUUUGUCAAAUAAUUUUAGGAAUUGUCCAAAACUAUAAAACUCAACUUCUGACAAAAGAAUAGCUUUUAAUAUUUGACAAUUUGUGUUAAAACAAAAAUUGACCUCUUUGGUUAGUAGUGAAGGGGAAAAAUCAAUAGUAUAAUUUUCAAUAAUUCAUAAAGCGAACGCCAUUAUGCUAAAUCUUAACUAUUAAUCUUAUCCUUUACAAAGUCUCGAUUGAUUUGUUAAUAAAAUAUCUUCCCGUGUGUAGCAACAACGGGUAUAACUCUUUAAAAACCUUCAGAAGCAAGAAAAUUACCAAGUAGCCCAAGAAUGUAGAUGAGAAUUUUAUUGAUCGCCCUGAUUCUUCUUAAUAUGUAUUAAUAAAUCCCACAACCUUUUGUACCUUGCACUUGUCAGAAACCAAUGCUUUUACAAAAUCCAUAAAAGGAAAACAUAUUUUUUUUGCAGAAGAACCAAAUGACAUCUUUGCUUUUCUCUCUCUCUUGCUUGGCCCAGUCAGUUUUCUAAAACUUCUGGAGUCUGAGGGUCAGAGUUUUCCCCUUUUCUUUAAAUUUUUUUCUUUAUUUCUUCCUUCCUUCCUUCCUCUCUGCCCUCUUAUUAGCAGGGUGUGUGGGCAAAAGAGGAAAACCUCGGUUUAGUUCACCCGAUGGAGCCGAAGGGACGCUUUGGCAGAUAGUGCGUGGCUGGCGAAAGAUUGUCUCUGGGCUGAAAGCUCCCAGCGGAGCGCGGCCCCGCAGAGGUCUGGGUGUGGUUCCAUUGAGAGCCGAAGGCUCACGUUGCCCGCCGGGGAGCGGAGGGUCCGGGAGCCAAGGCAGGAGGGCCUAAGGACAGGACAACGCCCAGACCGGCCAGUCCUCGGGAUCCGGGCCGGCCAGCUGCUUGGCCUCUCGGUCCUCACGACCCUUUUCUCCUCCGCUCCCCAGGACACCUUGGCCGCCUCUUUGCACAAGGGAUCUUUCCUUUGGACUCUUAGGGUGGGAUGUCUUAGGGCCCGCCGAAUCCGACUCACCUUCCCUGGCUGCCCGGGACUAAAUUAACCAUCCUUCGCCCCCACCCUCUGUCCUGGACCCGGCCCGCUUGGACGCGUUCUGCCUGGGUGUGUGCUGGGGGAUGCUUCUGUGUGCUGGCGCCGGGGCACUAUGGCUUUUCUCCCCAUCCGUGCGUGUCCACCAAGAGGCCCCUCAGGCCGAGCCUUUCCUUCCGCUGGCGGGGCCCAGUGGCCAGGGCAGGGGACCCGAGUGGGUGGGCGGGCCGAGCAAGCCCGGGGAAAGCGGGCAGGCAAGCGGCGGAGAGCGCUGGGCCGGUUGUCUCCAGCGCGCACUAUCACGGGCGCGUAGUAGAUGUCGCUGUUGUCCGUGCUUACGCGGCCGGCCGGCCGAGCUCUGGAGCACGUGACCUGCGAGGAGGCUGCGGCUCAAGGCCAUUUUCAAAUCUCAUUGGCUUGGUUGUCAUGUGGUCGGCAGAGGCAUCCACAAUUACACGGGGAAUGUUUUCCUAGAGAUGUCAGCCUACAAAGGACACAAUCUCUCUUCUUCAAAUUCCUCCCCAAAAUGUCCUUUCCCAACAGCUCUCCUGCUGCUAAUACUUUUUUAGUAGAUUCCUUGAUCAGUGCCUGCAGGAGUGACAGUUUUUAUUCGAGCAGCGCCAGCAUGUACAUGCCACCACCUAGCGCAGACAUGGGGACCUAUGGAAUGCAAACCUGUGGACUGCUCCCGUCUCUGGCCAAAAGAGAAGUGAACCACCAAAAUAUGGGUAUGAAUGUGCAUCCUUAUAUACCUCAAGUAGACAGUUGGACAGACCCGAACAGAUCUUGUCGAAUAGAGCAACCUGUUACACAGCAAGUCCCCACUUGCUCCUUCACCACCAACAUUAAGGAAGAAUCCAAUUGCUGCAUGUAUUCUGAUAAGCGCAACAAACUCAUUUCGGCCGAGGUCCCUUCGUACCAGAGGCUGGUCCCUGAGUCCUGUCCCGUUGAGAACCCCGAGGUUCCCGUCCCUGGAUAUUUUAGACUGAGUCAGACCUACGCCACCGGGAAAACCCAAGAGUACAAUAACAGCCCCGAAGGCAGCUCCACUGUCAUGCUCCAGCUCAACCCUCGUGGCGCGGCCAAGCCGCAGCUCUCGGCUGCCCAGCUGCAGAUGGAAAAGAAGAUGAACGAGCCCGCCAGCGGCCAGGAGCCCACCAAAGUCUCCCAGGUGGAGAGCCCCGAGGCUAAAGGUGGCCUUCCCGAAGAGAGGAGCUGCCUGGCUGAGGUCUCCGUGUCCAGUCCAGAAGUACAGGAGAAGGAAAGCAAAGAGGAAAUCAAGUCUGAUACUCCAACCAGCAAUUGGCUCACUGCAAAGAGUGGCAGAAAGAAGAGGUGCCCUUACACUAAGCACCAAACGCUGGAAUUAGAAAAAGAGUUCUUGUUCAAUAUGUACCUCACCCGCGAGCGCCGCCUAGAGAUCAGUAAGAGCGUUAACCUCACCGACAGGCAGGUCAAGAUUUGGUUUCAAAACCGCCGAAUGAAACUCAAGAAGAUGAGCCGAGAGAACCGGAUCCGAGAACUGACCGCCAACCUCACGUUUUCUUAGGUCCGAAGCCGGUCGGAGGCCAGAAUCGGAGAGGGGGCACCGCGUUCCAGGGCCGAGUGCUGGAGGACUGGGAAGGCGGAAACAAAACCUUCAUCGCUCUUUGUUUUUUGUUUUGUUUUGUUUUCCUGCUAGAAUGUGACUUUGGGGUCAUUCUGUUCGUGCUGCAAGUGAUCUGUAAUCCCUAUGAGUAUAUAUAUAUUAAAAAAUUUAGCACGUGUAAUUUAUUAUUUUUUCAUCGUAAUGCAGGGUAACUAUUAACUGCGCAUUUUCAUUUGGGUCUUAACUUAUUGGAACUGUAGAGCAUCCAUCCAUCUAUCCAGCAAUGUGACUUUUUCAUGUCUUUCCUAACACAAAAUGUCUGUGUGUGUGGUUAGCCCAUGAACUCAUGGCAUUUUGAAUACAUCCAGUACUUUCAAAAUGACAUAUAUAUUUAAAAAAGAUUAAGAAAACCCACAAGCUUGGGGGGGAGGGGGAUUUAAAAAGCACAUUACAAUGUAUCUUUUCACAAAUAAGCUUAGCAAUUGUCCUUGGUGAGAUGGAAUAUUGACGACUUAUGCCUUGUAGCCUUUCCCUUGUGGUGCAUCUGUGGUUUGGUAGAAGUACAACAGCAACCUGUCCUUUCUGUGCAUGUUCUGGUAGCAUGUAUAAUGCAAUAAACUCUGGAAACGAGUUC